AGUGUAUAGAAAAAUCUCGCCGAGAGACGAUCGAUUCCUAAUACACCUGGAUAUAUUCCUCUGUCAACCUAGACUAUUUUAUUUACGAUAUUUUUAACGUUUUUCUCACUGGAUAACAACGUCGAUCGGCGAUUUGAACGCAGUAAUAUCUGAACAAGAAGAAGGGUUAAGAGCUGUUGUAUAACGACUAUGAACAAACAAGGGUGAAGUGUUUAAAUAAUCGUCUUCAAUCGCGGAUGCUCUCCACCGGCUUUGUUCGACAUGGACAUUACUUGCCAACGAGAACCAAUAAUGAGAAAGGCUCUGCCAAAAAGAACUUUAUUUUUAUUUAUUUCACUUAUAAACAUUCUCAUUGUUCGAAGUGAGGAGACAACAGCAUUUGCAGUUGACAACAAGCAAGAAUUCAGCGUUGAAGAGGAGCAACGUUCUGGAACUUUUGUUGGUAAUAUAUCAAUUAUAGAUGGAUUAGAAUAUAGGUUUUUCGAGGAAUCCGAAUAUAUAAAAUUGAACUCUAAAACGGGCGAACUUCGAACGUCCAAAAUAAUUGAUAGGGAAUCUUUGGAUGAGGACUAUAUCGAGUUAUUCGUUCAGUCCAUACCGCCGAAACACUUGAUAGAACUCAGGAUUCAUGUAAAAGAUAUCAAUGAUAAUUCGCCUGUUUUUCUACAAUCUCCUCAAACCGUUUUCUUCUCGGAAGACGAUCGACAAUAUACCCAAAUUCUAUUGCCAACAGCAACCGAUAGGGAUUCGGGCAAAAAUGGCGUCACAACAAACUAUCAAAUAGUAAACGGUAACGAAUUAAACCGUUUCCGACUGUUAACUCUAUUGACAGACUCUAAACCUUUGUUAUAUGUUGAAAAUACUCAAAAAUUAAAUAGGGAAGAACAAUCUGAAUACGUUUUGAACGUUUCCGUUGCAGAUGGAGGAGAUGUACCAAGAUACGGUUUUUUAAAAGUGAUAGUUCGUGUUACGGAUGUCAAUGAUCAAGAACCAAUCUUCGAUCAAAGUGAUAUCGUUGUAUCUGUUAACGAGACAAUUCCGCCGGACAGUUAUCUGGCUACUGUCAGAGCAACUGAUCAAGACGAAGGAGAGAAUGCUAGAAUCACAUACUCUAUUCAAGACGAUCAGCAUGAUCAGUUUCGAAUAGAUAAGGACACUGGUGAAAUAUGGUCAAAGAAAAAGCUUCAGUGUUUGAUAAGUUGCCAAUUUUCAACUGAUAGUAAUUGUUUUGAACGUUCUUGCGUUGUCACGCUAAUAGCAACAGACGGCGGUAAUCCGCCAUUCGUUAACAGAGCGUUUCUAACCGUCAGACUACUUGACGUUAACGACAAUAUACCGACUAUAAAAGUUACAUAUCUACCUACUAAUGGUGAUUUUGGAAUUAUAGAAGAAUCAGCUAACGCUAGUUCUACAGUUGCCAUAGUUACAGUUACAGAUAACGAUGAAGGUCUCAACGCACAAACGUCGUUGAAAAUUUCAUCAGGAAAUGAGAAGAAUCAGUUCUCUCUAAAAAAAGUCUUCGACACUUACCUUAUAAAGGUUAAUGCAACUCUCGAUAGAGAAAAGAAGGAUAAAUAUAAUCUAACAUUAUAUGCUCACGACAAUGGUACUCCUAGAUUGUCUUCACGUUUUCACGCUAUCUUCCAUAUAAUAGAUAUUAACGAUCACAAGCCAGUGUUUGAAAAGACUGCAUACAAUGCAGUUCUAACAGAGAAUUCACCUAUUGGAAGUUCGGUUGUAAGCGCUACAGCAACUGAUGGUGAUAGUGGAAAAAAUGCUGAGUUAACUUAUAGAAUACUAUCAGGAAAUGAUUACAAAUGGUUCAAAAUUGAUCCUGAAACUGGAUUAAUAACUACAGCUGCACGUAUGGAUUAUGAAAAAGAUAAUACUAUAGAUUUAACUAUUGAAGCGAGGGAUAAAGGCAACAAACCAUUUUCUACAACGGUUAGUUUACAAGUUCGUCUGCUAGAUGUAAAUGAUGAAUACCCUAUAUUUAGUAAUAAUAAUAUUACUGUUACUAAAUCGGAAAACAUAAGAGUUGGAAGUUUAAUCUACGAAUUUCGAGCAGAAGAUCGGGAUUCCGGAAAGAGUGGUUUAGUAAGGUAUAAGUUUGGUAAAUCAACCGACUUGUUCAAUCUUGAUAAAUCGAAUGGCCGUUUAACGUUAAAGAAAUCUUUGGAUAGAGAAAAAGUGGCUAUUCACCGUUUAAAGGUGGUAGCAUAUGAUCAGGGUCAACCUUCCCUGUCGUCGACCUCUUCUAUCACAAUAAUAUUAAGUGACGAAAACGAUCACUCUCCAAUAUUUUAUCCUUUAAAAUAUUUUGUUACUCUUCGCUUUUGCGAUUCAAAAGCCCGUGUAACACGACUAUUCGCAAACGAUAAGGAUAAUUCAACAAACGGUACGAUAGCAUUUACUAUACAACCUAUCGAUAAUCGUUUUAGAAUUGAUGAUAAUGGUGUUUUAUGGACGAAUAAUGGUAUUUGUCAAUCUGGACGUAUUGCAGUAAAUGUAAAUGCACGUGAUGGCGGUGGGAGACAAUCUGAAAGGAGAGCUACAGUUUUUGUAUACGUUUCUAAUGUGAAAAUUGAUCCGAUAGUUUUUACGAGGGAAACAUUCUCUUUUACCGUUGACGAAGACUACGAUAGAAAUUCAAACUUUCCCAUAAGAACUAUAGGUCGAAUCUUAUUACGCGAUUCGAUAAUAGGAGUAGAAUUUCAAGUUGUUAAUGGCGACGAUUCUGGUUUAUUUCAAAUUGAUCGAAAUGGGUAUUUAAAAUCAACUAAUAAAGGAUUAAAUGCCGAUCAACAGAAAUCUUUUUCGCUAAUCGUUGUUGCAAGUACAAGAACCAGUUACGGAGAGGUCACAGUUCGAGUAGAUUUGAACGACUUAAAUGAUAACCCUCCAACCUUUGAUCAACAAGAGAGUGUAGUUAAUCUGUCAGAAGACGCCGCUGUUGGUCAUCAUGUCUAUAAAUUAGGUGUUACUGAUAAAGAUAUUACACCCGUAAAUUCUCAGAUAACCUAUAGUCUUCAAGGUUCCGAUAGAUUAGGCAUAUCGUCAGAUGGAUUACUAUACGUAAAGAAAUUGUUAAAUUAUACACCUGGCAAGGAACUAAAUGUGAAAAUUACUGCAUCAGAUGGAAAGCAUUCCAGAGAAGGAACUGUAAAGGUGUUAAUUGUCGAUUCCAAUGAUAAUAAUCCUGAAUUUGAAAAGGCGGAAUACGUUUUGGCGAUUAGUGAGAAAAGCCAACCGAAUAGUGUUAUAUUAGAAAUGAAAGCAAGCGAUCAAGAUUCGGGUAUUAAUGCUCGAUUAAACUACGUAAUUGAAAGCGGAAACUAUGAGAAUCAAUUCGGCUUAUUCCCCGAUGGACAAUUAUACGUCAAGAAAGCGUUAGAUAGGGAAUUAAAAGCAGAUUAUAAAUUAAUAGUACGUGUUAACGAUAAUGGUCAACCUGAUCGAAGUAGUACAACUGUCGUAAAGAUUCAUUUAAUUGACGAAAAUGAUAAUGCUCCAGCUUUUCCUAAAUCUAUAAAGUUUUCCGUUCAAGAGAAUAGUCCAAUCUAUAGUUUUAUCGGUGUUCUUAAGGCUACUGACCCAGACGAGGGACGUAAUGCAGAGAUAACUUACAGUUUCGAGGAAAAGAAUGAGUCGCGUUUCGGUAUUGAUCCUACUAAAGGCGUCGUAUGGACUAGACAAGUAUUUGAUCGGGAAUCAAUAAAUACUCAUAUCCCAAUCGUUGUUGUUGCCGAAGAUCAUGCUACAUUGGAUAGUAGAAAAAGUUCGUCUGCAACUAUAGAAAUUUAUGUCACCGACACGAACGAUAAUCCACCGAAAUUUGAAAAGGAUUUCUAUAAAAUUUCUUUACUGGAAUCAACUGAAAUCGAUGUAUCGAUUUUUAAAUUAAUUGCUACAGAUCCUGAUGCUGAUGAAAAUGGUAAUGUUGCAUAUGAUAUUUUAUACGGCGAUAGGGAACUGUUUAGAAUAGAUGCUCAAAGUGGAGGACUAUUCUUAAACGAACAAUUGGAUAGGGAGAAAAAAGAUGAGUACAGUUUAACUAUCAUAGCUAAAGAUCAAUCACGAACUAACCCGUUAAACUCUACUUGUAAUAUCAGAAUAAGUGUACUAGAUUACAACGAUCAUCGUCCAGUCUUUGAUAAAAAUUCCUAUUCAUUUUCCUUGAAGGAGAAUAUACCUGUCGGCUCUUUUGUAGGCCAAAUUCGAGCCAUUGAUAAAGAUAUUGGCGUGAAUGGUCUUGUUAAAUAUGAUCUUGUAAGAAUGGAUGACAAUGUUUUCGAUUUAGAGAGGGAAAGUGGACGUCUAUAUCUAAGUAGACAUCUGGAUUUCGAAUUAAAAACAUUUUACAUGCUGAAUAUAUCCGCCUACGAUAAUGGAAAUCCCAGAAAAACCAGUUUUGUAGCCUGUAAAAUAUCGAUUAUUAACGAAAACGAUAAUCAACCAAAGUUUCCAAUAUCAUCAAUUAUUAAAACAAUCGACGAAGGUCAAGAUGCUGGUAAAUUUGUUGCUUAUGCUACAGCAACUGAUAAAGAUGUAGGAUCAAAUCUAAAAUAUUCAUUGGUUCGUCAAGAACCACCUGGAAACGAUUUUAAUAUCGAUGAAAAUACCGGUAGAAUUGUGACAAAGGCCAUUUUGAAUAGAGAGGAAAUUGAAAGUUAUAAGCUUGUUGUAGAGUGUCAGGAUGGUAAAGAUUAUAGAAUUGAAAAGAGCGUUGUAGUCCUUGUUGGAGAUGUAAAUGACAAUCCACCGGCAUUUAGAUGUUGGCGAACAGCUAUUGUGAAUAGAAGAAAUUCAGUGGGUAUUAAAUUCUUUAAGGCGACUGCUAUCGAUCCAGAUCUUAACGCCGAUAUUGCAUAUGAACUCAAGAAAGGUAGCGAAUAUUUUGAGAUAAAUCGUUCAGAUGGAACAUUAAGCGUGCUAAAUUCCUUAAACAACGCACCAUUGAAAAUAACAGUUAGGAUAAGGGCCUUUAAUCCAGGCUCUAGUCAAUCUGUUGAAGAAGAUUUUCAAGUAAUAGUUGCUGACUCGAUGACUGAAUCAUUUUUCUCUAAAUCCGUUUAUUAUGGACAAUUAUAUGAAAAUGAGAUGCCUAAGGAUAUAGUUAAAUUAACGACUACAACCGAAGUAGACGAAUUCCUCGCCUUUGGGAAUGAUCAAAGAGGAGUAGGUCAAUUCGAUGUCAUUAUAAAUGAUGGGAGAUUAAGAAAUACUAAAGAAUUAAAUAGAGAGGAUUCAAAUCUAUUGAAUGGUAUAUUAAUCGAAGUUGCUGGGGUAAAAUAUUCAUCUGGUAAAGCAUCAGUUGGCAAGACAAAAGUACGCGUCACCGUUCUGGAUAGAAAUGAUAACGCUCCCAAAUUUGAACAAUACACCUACACGGUUGAAAUUCCUGAAGACGCUAAAAUCGAUUACGUAGUGGCAUCUUUGAAAGCGAAAGACGCCGAUAGUACAUCGUCUAUUAUUACCUACGAUCUACUAAAUAAUGCCGAUUCGAAACUAUUCAAGAUAGAUGAACGCGAAGGCGUUAUCAAAUUACAAAGAUCUAUAGAUUUCGAAACUAAGAAGGAGCAUAAAUUGACGGUUACUGCCUCUGAUGGAAGUUUCAGCUCUUCGGCCGACGUAAUAAUUCGCGUUGAGGAUGUAAACGAUUUAACGCCUGCAUUCAAGUCGAAAAUCUAUUCCUUUGACGUUGCCGAACACUUUGAACCAGUUGUAAGGAUUGGGCAAGUUAAAGCCGACGAUGGAGAUUCGGGCGUAAAUGGACAAAUAACCUAUUCGUUUAUAACUACUUAUGCUCGAGACAAAUUUUCGAUGGACGGCGAGUCCGGAUCAAUUAGCUUAAUCGGUAAUCUAGACUACGAACAGACGAAAUUGUAUAUAUUAGUUGUUGAGGCGAGAGAUAAUGGAAGAAAUGUUGUACUAUCGUCAACAGCAUCAGUCUUUAUUAACGUUUUAGACUCGAACGAUAAUAAACCCACAUUCAAUCAAUCAACCUAUUCAACAACUGUCAAGGAGCGUUCACAAAUCGGUCAAUUCGUCCUCAACAUCACGGCAACUGAUGUAGAUGAAGGAGAGAAUGGUGCUAUAAAAUACUCUAUUACCGAUGGUAAUGAACAAAACUGCUUUCAAAUUGGCGAUAACAAUGGAAUAUUAAAGAUUGCUGAUGAAAUUGAUAGGGAAACUAUUUCAGAGUUUCGCCUCAUUAUUACUGCAACAGAUAGAACUAGUCCAUUUUACACGUCUACCGCAAAAGUUAUUAUUAAAGUUGAGGAUAUUAAUGAUGAACCACCAUUGUUAACUAUCGAUAAAGAGCUUAGAGUUUCAGAGAAUAUGCCAUCUAAUACUUUAGUUGAUAAGCUUACUUUUGUGGAUAGAGAUAUCGGACCGCAUCACGUAAGGUUUUCCUUAAGGAAUAAUGGUGGGGGAAAUUUUAAAAUUGAUCCCAAGAUGGGAAACCUGCUAACUACAAGGAAAUUAGAUUACAAGAAAGCAGAUAAAUACGAAUUAUUGGUAAGAAUAGAGGACGCCAAUAAACCAGAUUUGAAAUCCGAGUCGAAAAUAAUCGUACGAGUAAAGGAUGAAAAUAACUAUACACCUUUCUUCGUUAAAUCUUCUUAUUCGGCUGAAAUAUCUGAAGCAGCCGAUACGGGUACAACAAUAAUAAGCGUGAAGGCUAAUGACGAAGAUUCGGGAUUAAAUGGACAAGUUCGCUAUUAUAUUACUGAGGGAGAUGACGCUUCAGAUUUCCUUCUAGAUAGUCAUUCCGGUUCAUUAACUGUUAGAGAUAGAUUGGAUAGUGAAAGAGCUGAUUUUUAUAAUUUAAGGGUAGUAGCUAAAGAUAUGGGGGAAAGAUCAAAAAGCUCUACUGUUAUGUUAACAGUGAAAGUGACAAGUUCUUUCUUAGACAUGCCAACAAUAAAGAAUUCCCCCAUAAGGGCAAAAGUAUUGGAAGGACCUUCUUCUGCUUCUGUCGACGUUGUUCAAGUACUGGCUUCGUAUACCAGCGGUAAACCGUUGGAACAGGUACAAUUUGCCCUUCAGAAAGGAGAUUUAACUCUAUUCGGAAUUAACGAGAAAACGGGUUUAAUCUAUACAAAGAAGGAAUUGGAUAGUGAAGAGAAGGAUGAAUAUAAGCUUGAAGUCUUAAUAAUAACUGGAGCACCUGGCAAACCGACUUUAACUGGAACUGGAAUUGUCGAAAUUCACGUAGAGGACGCUAAUGAUAAUGAUCCGAUAUUCAUUACCGAUUCUUAUACAGCUGAUGUUAUUGAAAAUGCACCUGGUGUAACAUUUAUAACUGUUCAAGCUGUCGAUAAAGAUUUCGGAAAAAAUGGAAGGAUUACUUAUUCGCUUAGCAACUACCAAAGAGAAUUUCAAAUGAACGAAGUGAAUGGAGAAAUAUCAACUCGUAUAGGCCUUGACCGAGAAGAGAAAGCUGAAUAUAAUUUAAUAGUAAAAGCUAAAGACAAUGGCGACAUCUACCGGAUGAGCAUGGCAACUGUAUUGGUUCGUGUGAGAGAUUUCAACGACAAUACACCAAAAUUCUCGAUGGGUGAAACUUUUCGCGUGAAUGCCCCAUUGAAUGCAGACAAACCAGCGGCUAGUCUAUCAGCAUACGAUGAAGAUUUAUACGAAAAUGGAACAUUACAAUUCUCAAUAUUAGAUUAUAAUUCAAAUUUAUUUAAUUGUAAUUCAAAAACUGGUUUAAUUACUGCAAAGAGGAAAAUAGAUACUGGAGAAUAUCAAUUCAAAGCCAUUGUAGAGGAUGCGGCAACCGUUAAGCGAUCGACUGAGUUAAUCGUAAAAGUAAUUGUAAGAACACCGAAUACCGCCGUACCGGACUUUUCUCCUAACACAAAGACAUCGUUUAGCUUACGGGAAGACGAGGACAUUGAUAAAGUAUUUUAUACAAUCAAAACCACUCAAUCUAAAGGUAUUUUCUACCGAAUUAUUGGUGGCAAUUUGCAAAAUAUCUUCUAUUUGCACCGAAAUACUGGUGAACUGUCCUUAAAAUGUCCCUUAAAGUCUGUUCAAAUAUCAAAAUAUCAAUUAUUAAUUGAAAUAUUUAAUGAAAAUGAGGGAAGAAACUGGAGAGUAUUCAAUAUCAAUAUUCAAGAUGUUCUCAAUACUCCGCCCAUGUUUGAUCAAUUAUUAUACAAGAGAAACUUCACCGAAACACUUGUCGGUGAAGUUCUAACCGUUUCAGCAACUGAUAGAGAUUCGGGAUUAAAGGCUAAACUCGCCUAUUCGAUUCAAAGUGGAAACGUCGAUAAUAAAUUUAGUAUCGACUCGGAAGAUGGUUCUCUUAGCGUUCAUAGAGCGCUAGAUCGGGAGAAAGUAUCCUUUUAUCGCCUAGUUAUCGUAGCUACCGAUAAUGGACAACCCAAAGAAACUGGAAGUUGUACAGUUGAAAUAAAUGUUCAAGAUGUUAACGACAAUUAUCCAAGAUUUACCCACAAUUCCCGUACAACUGUAUCUGAAAAUGUCGGUAUAGGUUCAUCAAUUGUACGAAUUACCGCCUCAGAUCCAGAUUUAGAUAAACAAUUACGCUAUCAGUUGAUCACUAAUCCCUCAAAUACUUUUGAUAUCGACGAAAUAACUGGUAUUGUAACAGUUGUUAAACCAUUAGAUUAUCUUCAGUACCAAUCCUAUUUUAUACGUAUUUCGGUUGAGGAUGGAGUCUAUCAGCAAACUACAACAUAUCAAAUUAAAGUUGAAGAUACAAAUAAUCAAUCUCCAAAAUUCAAAGAUGAUCUUUAUUCAUUUAACGUUAUUGAAAAUUCAAAAGUUGGAACAUUUGUUGGAAAAGUAUCGGCAACUGAUGCUGAUACUAGCAAUUUAAAUUCAAAAGUACGCUACUCCUUUAAAACUCCGACUGAAAUAUUCUGGAUAAAUAAGACAACCGGAGAGGUUUUUACAAGAGAUGAGAUCGUCAGAAAUGAAUUAGUCGAAGAAGAAAAUAAUCAUGAAUUAAUCGUCUCCGCUUUUGAUUUUGGGGAACCUGUACUCUCCGGUCAAGCUCAAUUAAUUAUUUCAAUCAAGAAAAAGAAUACAAGACCACCAACAUUUGAAAAGUCUUCUUAUUCAACUGCUGUUGAAAUUGACGCUAAUACUGGUACUGUUAUAUUUAGAGUAACGGCUACUGAUCAAGAUGUUCCAAUCGUCUAUAAGAAAGUUAAUGAAAAUAUCGAUACGGAUAGAUUCCAUCUAAAUCCGUCAAAUGGAGAGAUAACAUUAGCGUCAUCAGUAAAGGAUUUGAUCAAUAAGAUAUUCGUUCUAAAGAUAGAAGCUUCCGAUUCUGGCAAUCCCGUAUUAAAAUCUAUUUGCGACGUUUCUAUUGAAGUUGUCCCUCCCAAUGAAAAUGCUCCCAAAUUCACUGGAUCGAGUAGUUUUAGAGUUGAUGAAGACAAGCAAAGAGGUUUCCCAUUCGGUUUGGUGAGUGCAACUGAUCCAGAUGGAACUAGUGUUACUUUCGAAUUGGAAGGAACUGAGCUUUUCUCCAUAAGCCGCAGCGGAAAUUUAAUUGUACUGUCGGACUUGGAUUACGAAAAGAAUACUUCACACACUUUUAACGUUAUUGCUACAGAUACAGAUCCUGUUCCCUUAAAGUCUAAAAGAACUAUAACAGUUUUCAUUAACGAUGUAAACGAUAAUCCACCAAUAGUUAAUCCAAAUCAGAUAAUUAAAGUUUCUGAAUUAACAUCACCUAAUCGAAUUAUCCAUAGAUUAAACUUUACGGAUUUAGACAGUGAAUCCAAUUCCGUAACGGAUUUCUUUUUAAUUGGAGACAGUAAAGCCUUAACGAUGUUUAACGUCAAUCGUACAAACGGGGAAGUAAAAACAAUUAAGGCUCUUGAUUAUGAGAAAGAAACAACGUAUUCCCUUAUCUUCAAAGCUACUAAUCCUGGAACGUCUUUGAGUUCAACUUCUACAGUUAAAUUGGAAGUACUUUCAGAUAAUGAAUAUGCUCCAAAAUUCAAAAAUGAAGAAUAUAACUUUAUAGUUAGUGAAUCUGCCAAACCUGGUCACGAGUUAGGAGUUGUAGAAGCGACCGAUAACGACAAAGGAUUACACGGAUUUAUUAAUUACUAUCUAGUUGGCGAUAGUAAUGCUAAAGGUUUUACAAUAGAUCACAACACAGGAAAGAUAACGAUAUCUUCAUCAGUUGAUAGAGAGUCAUCUGCUACAAUUAAAUUAAUAGUAAUAGCGAAAAAUCCUGGUCCUAUAAAUGAAAAACUAGUUGACUAUUGUACUGUUCAAGUAUCUGUAAGAGACGCAAACGAUUAUCCAAAAUUCGUUCAGAAAAUCUUCCAAGGACGUAUUAUGGAGAACGUCCAACCGGGAGCUUACGUUGGAAAGGUAACGGCAACUGAUAAUGAUAUAAGGCUAUUGGAUAGAACAUUCUUGUAUUCACUGGGUAUUGGUGACAGCGAAUCCCUAUUCCAAAUCGACUCAAACGAUGGAACUAUUAGAUCUAGGGCCACAUUCAAUCGAGAGCUAACGGAAAGCUAUUCCAUAAGAGUACUAGCAAUUGAUAGAGGAGUACCACCCAUGACAGGCUCCGCCACCAUGAUUGUAACCGUUGAAGAUACUAAUGAUGAACCGCCUUAUUUCGAUCCUGAAUAUCCUAUCGGUUAUGUAACGGAGAAUUCUGUACCUGGUUCAGAGGUAGUUAUAGAUUUAAAGUUAUUCACUAAAGAUAAAGACUUGGAUCCGAAUAGAGGACCGUAUAUAUAUGAACUAUUAGAUCAAAAGGACAAGCUAAACAUAGACAAAGGCGUUGUCGAGACAAGGGUCAAUUUAAAUAGAGAGGAAUUGGAAUCUUUCGAUGCAACAGUGAAAGUUCAAGACUCCGGAAGUGGUCAACCACAAACAUCAACAUUAACGUUCAGAGUUGUGGUCAAUGAUGUAAACGACAAUCCAUCUACAGAACGUUCGGCAACCAUUAUUAUCAAUGUCUUAGAUAAUGAAUUCGAUGGAGGUAUAAUUGCAGACGUUCGACCACUAGACAUUGAUAAAGUGGGAAAUUUCCAAUGCUCAUCUUUAAAAUCCGAUUCAUCAGAUUUAACCCUUUUUUCAAACUGUUCACUCGUUUCUGCAAAAACCACAAACUUUAAAAGUUUAAACAUCAAAGUUAACGGUAACGAUAGUAUACAUGGUACUGUUACAUCUACAUUUAGCAUCAAUUGGAAAUCGGUUAGCAAUGACGCAGCAGAAAAAUCACUUAUCAUUCAAUUAGCAACACCAGCUGAUGAUUUCUUUAGUAGGAACUACGUAAAUUUUGUCAGAGCAGUUGAAGAUAUAGUCGAUAAAACGGGAAAAUUAAUUAUUCUAAGUGCAAGGGAUGCUAACGAAGAAGGAACGGAACUAACUCUCGCCUACCAGCUUACUUCCGGCAAUUAUCUAUCAUCUGUUCAAUUUAAUAACAUAUUGAGGAAUAAUAAGAGAUUGUUAGAAAAUAGGGUUGGUCUCGUUGUUAAACGAACCAACGCCGAUCCUUGUUACGAUAAUCCAUGUAAGAAUUCGGGUGAAUGCGUUUCAACAAUGAAGGUCAAUAAAAGGAAAUUGGUGACCAUUCACAGCGAUCGUUUGGAAUUUACUAGCCCGUUUAUUCAUUACGUAACCAAAUGUACGUGCCAGAAGGAUUUUACGGGUACCUGGUGCGAGACACCUAUAAACGAAUGUGGGACGAACGAGUGUUCUAACGGAGGCGUUUGUUACGUGAGAACUAAUAAUGGUUUUCGAUGCGAAUGUCCGCCCAACUGGACCGGUGACAGGUGCCAGCAAGAUGUUAACGAGUGUCGACCAAAGAAUCCUUGCAUGAACGGCGGUCAAUGUUUAAAUUCACAAGGAUCUUAUAAGUGUAUUUGUUCGGAUGGAUUCACCGGAUCGAACUGUGAAAGUAGUUCAAAUGCUUGUUCAAGUUCAACUUGCCUUAAUAAUGGCGUUUGUAAAUACGAUCAAGGGAAAACCACCUGUUCAUGCCCUUAUGGUAACGGCGGUAGUAAUUGCGAAAGGGCUUCAAAGGGUUUUGAUAAACUUUCAUUUAUGGAAUAUACAUUUACUAUGGCUGGGCAGGGAAAUUCGAUUUCUAUCGAAUUAGCUACAACAUAUUCGCAUGGUUUGCUUUUCUUCUACCCAGGAAAUAGCGACGAAAAUUUAUUGGAAUUUGUGGCGCUCGAAAUUAUUGAUGGUCAUGUUCAAUUUGCCUUUGCCUUGGGUGAUGGUAGCGUUAAUAAAUUAAUGAUCAAUAAAAAGGUUAAUGACGGUAAUUGGUACCUAAUCACAGCUGUUAGAGACGCUAAGGUGGGAACACUUCAAGUGACAAGAUGUAUGAAAAAUGAGAAAGAAUGCAGAGAAUGCUUAAACGAAGAUCAAUCUUGUUUCACGAGAAAGACAUCGAAUGGAAAUUUUCAAAAUUUAAGCUCAAAAACUGGAAAAAUUUGGAUUGGAGGAACAAGCACUCUAACAUCUAUAUCACCUUUCAAGAAUCAUUUGAAAACUCACGAUUUUAGCGGUUGCAUACGUAGCAUUAUAGUCGACAACGUUGAUUUGUUUAAAACGGCGCCAAAAUCAUCUAAAAACAUUCGACCAACUUGCGGAAGGAAAGAGACCGUUAUCUGUAAAGAUGAUUCCUGCUCCAAAAAUGGAAAAUGUCAAGAUGUUUGGAACGAUAUAAGAUGCGACUGUAACGAAGGUUUUAGCGGUAGUACAUGCUCUGCAAAAUCUAAACCGAUUACCUUUGAUAAAAAUACCUAUUUGGAAUACGUUCAAACUGAUAGCUAUGUCAGAGAUAAAUUAUUUGCUAGCCAAUUGUUAUCAAGAAAAAAGAGAGCUACAUCUAACGAUGGUACAGUCGCAAUUAAAUUUAGAACAAACGAAGACGGUAAUCUACUAUAUAGUAAACAAGAUGAUAAUAAAUGGGCAUCUUUGAGGAUAGUGAAUGGUAAUGUUCGUUAUGAAAAUUCGAAUACUAUUAUCGUUACCUUAACUAAGAAGGUAACUGAUGGAGAAUGGCAUACUGUUACAGUAUCCUUUACUGACGAUAUUUCCAUUAAACUAAGCGUCGAUAGUGAAUCGAAGACAGUUAAUACUAGGACAAGUCUUGUAAAGUUAUUGGAUUUGAAUACUGUAUCAACUCUUCUAGCUGCCGCCGAAAAUGAUAAAUCUAGAAAGGGUUUUCGAGGUUGUAUUGAAUCAUUCUUAAUUGAUGGUGAAAAAACACCAUUCGAAGGGGAGAACGAACGCUUUAAAGUAACGGCAAUUGGAGAGAUAAGCUCGCUGAAUAUGAAUUGCGAAGCGGUUGUUGAGACAUCGUCAUCUAGCGACGAUAAAACACUUAUUGCAGUUAUUGUUAUUGUUGUCUGUUUCGUCUUAUUGCUAGCAGUACUGCUAAUAGUAUUUAUCUAUCGUCGCCGACUAGUGAAGAAAAGACCAGCAAGUAAGAAGGCUAAUGGACAAACACCGAAGGCUAAUGAUAGUGGGCAUAGUACACACGAUUCAGGGUAUGCCGAUCACAAUGGGGAAAUACCGACAGUUGAUAAUAGAUUCGAAGCAGAGAAUACCGUAAUAAGUCGUCAUAUUGAAGCUCAAUUAGCCUCCUGCAGAUAUAAUGAAAGAGAGGUGGCCGCUCGACCGCCAGAUAUUGUUGAACCUGAAUUAUAUGGUCGAAAUGGCCAGGUGAAUAGAGCGUACACGCCAGCUGAAGAGAGCGCAGAGAGAUACGAUUUGGACGCUGCAAGCAGUAUUGCUCCAUCAGAGAUGGACGUUGUAGCUCAUUACAAAUGCUAUAGAAACGGUCCAAUGAAACAGCAGCGUUACAGUACUACUCCAUUGUCAAUGCCAUUAAGGGAGAGCCCAAUAGGCCCUCCAUUGAAUAAUCUAAGUCGACCGUCCAGUAGAACAAGUCCAUUAGGAAUGCCUGCUAAACGCCAUAUAAUGCCCGAUUCAAUACGUUCGACGCCGCUGGGCGCACUAAAUACAUCUGUUGGGGAAAGGUCUAAAACAGUAACCCCAAUAAGCUCCGAAGCUAGUCGAAAAAGACGAUACAACCCUAUUAAUAAUACCGAGUUUACACAUUCGGAUUUAGCGGCUGUAGCUCCUUCAGUAAACACAAUAGACUCUAGUUCAGACGAAGCUAAUGCGUCUAGCGACUCAUUCACCUGCUCAGAAGUGGACGACGUUGGCUUCCGUUCAUCUCAAAUAACAACAAAACGACCUAUGACUAGGUUAGACGAAGAAAUAGAAAGUGACGUAACGAGUGGUGGUGAAGGAGUUAUGCCGAUUUAUCCUCAAAAUACAAAUUACUCAGCCUCAUCUUGGUCAACUCUUUUCUCGAAUGAGAAUCCAGCCAGUAAACAAACAAAAUUACCCCCAUCGGCUCUUGACUGGGAUCUAUUGAAUUGGGGAACUAAUUUCGAAAAUUUUGUUGCCGUAUUUAGUGAUUUAGCAAGUUUACCAGAAGAUCUUAUGGCAAAUCAUAGAUCAAGAACGCCUAGUAAUGCUAGUAGUAACCGCCAUCGGAAACGACAGCCAACACCGUCUCCAAGUGAACGAAGUAAUACAUCAACAACAUCUAGAAGAGCGUCAACAAUAUCAUCACGAUCAACGCCGAGAAAAUCACCAACAAAAUGCGUUUAUUCGCCAAAUAUUAGCUUUGAUCUCAGCACUCACGAGGAAUACGUUUAAAAUGAAAAAAAAGGAAGCUAAACAAACAAAAUUUUCAUAUAAAAAACAAACGUUGUUGAUUCUUUUUGGAACUUUUUUCUUCUUUUGCUGCUCAACUGCUAUUUAAUUUUUGGUUUUUUUUUUAAAAAAAAAGGAAAGAGACAAUGUUUUCCUCUUUUAUACAAACUUUAUAAAGAGAUGAUGUAUAAAGAACGUGUAAAAUAAGCCUGUGAUAUAUACAAUAUAUAUAUAUAUAUACAUAUAUA
This is a messenger RNA of Dimorphilus gyrociliatus, 14945 nucleotides long. NCBI's taxonomy places the organism in Eukaryota, Metazoa, Annelida, Polychaeta, Dinophilidae. The record is from the annotation of a GenBank genome assembly.